Purpureocillium lilacinum is the source of this 774-nucleotide messenger RNA. The record is from RefSeq and is a predicted model, not a curated record. NCBI's taxonomy places the organism in Eukaryota, Fungi, Ascomycota, Sordariomycetes, Hypocreales, Ophiocordycipitaceae.
AUGGAUGCCCAGCUGGUCUUACCACACACGCUGGUGGAGUGGGACAAGGAGACGGAGCCGAGGGGCGACGAACGACUAGAAGAGGGCGGAGAGCCCGAUCUAUGCUGUUAUUAUAUAACAGAGGAGGCAUUUGUGAUCCUGGACAAGGACCAAGUUAUGGCGAACAAUGUGAGCGAGGAGUUACACGACACGGUGACCGUCUUCCGGUCUCUGCUCGACUUUCGAGAGAAUACUGUUUUGCGACUGGCGGCUUGGUCCGCCGUCAUGGUCCAUUGUGUGCUGGGCCACGCUCAUUUGCCCUUGAGGCAACGGGAAGCUUUCAUUCGGAGCUGUGCGACGCGAAACACUGCUUUGAGGAGGUACUCGACGGUGGACGAAGGAACCCUGUGUGGGUUCUAUUUUCAUGAGAUCGCGCGAGACACGAGCCGCUGUGAGGCGGACAACGGUGUUGAUAGCGACGGUGAUCCGGAGGGGUCUGGGUUUGAACCCUGGUUGAAGCAUCAUUGCUUUGAUGUGUUCGAUAGUGAGUACGAUCCGAGCCGCGUGGUCUUGAGCUGGGACAAGCUCAACCUUCACCAAACAGCCGUCCUCUGCGCUUGGAACAACAUGUGGACCAUGUACUUGCUGGCGUCCGCGAUCGGGGACGAUGAGCUCCUGCCUUGGUUUGACCGGGCGGUAGAUGUUCUUUCAUCACGUGCUCGUGAUGUUCUCAAGAACGGGUGGAGUAAUGACCUCCUUGUUUCCUCCUCACGCGAGGUCCUUUGUAAGGAGUAA